Molecule: messenger RNA, 966 nt
Organism: Acaulospora morrowiae
Lineage: Eukaryota; Fungi; Glomeromycota; Glomeromycetes; Diversisporales; Acaulosporaceae
Source: the annotation of a GenBank genome assembly
AUGGCGACACUGAAAGUUCCGAAGAUAAUCACCACCAGUUAUUCAAGGAGUUCAAGUCCACAACCCUCAAGAUCGCGUUCGCGAUGCACAAGCCCACAUACACUUUCACGUAAUCCAAGUCCGAUACCGGGAUCAUUAUCCAGAUCUGCAAGUCCGCGGCCACGCUCUCGAAGUCAAAGUCCAAUGCCAACCAUAAGUCGCGAUGAAAACGAUGCAAUUCGACGAAUAGUUGAUGAAAUAAUGGUGAAUUUUGUAGAGAUGAGGGAUAAGGGACAUUCUGAUGAAAGCAUAACCAGGUACAUCUGUGAUUCCAUAAUUUCAAAUAAGCGACAACCAUUUCAGAUUUACGAUUGGCUAUUGAACAAUCAGAAUACUGUUCAAUAUAUCACCCUGCUAGGAUAUUUUCAUUUAGAGGCGAUUGGAACAGAAGAGGAUUUAAAGAAAAGUUUUCAUUCUUUCCUUACUGCUUCAAAGAUGGAUUAUCCGGUUGCUCAAGAUUUCUUGGCCGAUUGUUACAGUUUUGGAUAUGGCACACCAAAGAAUGAGGAGCUUUGCUUUAUGUGGUACACAAAAGCAUUUGAAGGUGGUAGUAUUAAUGCAGAGUAUAGUAUAGGCGCAUGUUAUAAAUCUGGAUUCGGAAUCAAUAGAGAUACGAAAAAGACUAUACAACAUUACAAAAAUGCCUCAAAAAAAGGGAAUGUAGUAGCGAUGUAUUAUUUGGGUUGGUGCUACGAGAAAGGUGUGGGCAUGAAAAAGAAUUUUAAGAUGGCAAUUAGUUGGUAUAACAAGGCACUGAAAAAUGGAUAUGUACUUGCCCAAAAUGACACGGAUAGACUGGUAUAUAAAAUGGGACAAUCAUAUUCGGACAUUUCGUCAGAACCUUCGUCAAUAAUGGAUUCACAGGAUGAAUUCGAGGAUGAGAAUGAAGAUGAAUUGGAGAUCGAAGAGAGUGGAAAUACAUCGCAG